AUGUCGAGGCUGCUCGUGUUCCACCUGCUAGGAGUCUGCCUGCUGCUGCACCAGCUCCCCACAGCUCUCUGCUACAAGCCCACAGACGUCGUGAGGCUAUGCGGCCGCGACUUAAUGCGCUUCUGGAUCAGAUUAUGUGGCCAGCCCCACUGGGGAACGUUUUUCAGUAGGAGCAAGCCAUCACUGGCAGCCCUCCCGCCCGCAGAAAAUGUGUUAUCCUCCAACAAAAAUACAGAAAACUUAAAUAAGAUGUUGGCCUUCAUUCCUAAUUUUCAAGAGAAGGGGGUGGCAUAUGAAGAACGUCAGAAAAUAAUCCAGAAGAGAGACAGUGAAGUAGAAGACAACAGGCCUUCAGAUGUGAACUACUUAGGCUUUGAUAAGCAUCCCCGAAAGAAGAGAAUGCUGACUGAACCAUUGAGUGACAAGUGUUGUCACCAAGGUUGUACCAUAAAAGAACUUGUGAACAUAUGUUGA
Orycteropus afer afer is the source of this 474-nucleotide messenger RNA. Its product is annotated as prorelaxin-like. The transcript has 2 exons. Bases 1 to 474 code for a protein of 157 amino acids. Gene Ontology annotation, molecular function: hormone activity. NCBI's taxonomy places the organism in Eukaryota, Metazoa, Chordata, Mammalia, Tubulidentata, Orycteropodidae. Gene Ontology annotation, cellular component: extracellular region. The record is from RefSeq and is a predicted model, not a curated record.